AUGACUUCAUACGGCGGCUUCACGAAAACAGCCUACGGCGCUCAGGGCGGCGACGAUGCCGGCGGCUUCGUCUACGGCGGCUCUCAGCAGGGCAGCCAGGGCGCCGGCGGCAAGGCCUACAGCGAGGAGUCUCUCCGUCCUGUCACCAUCAAGCAGAUCAUUGACGCCGAGGAGGCAUACCCCGGCGCUGAUUUCAAGAUCGAUGGCGCCACCGUCACACAAGUAACCUUCGUCGCCCAGAUCCGCCAAAUCUCUCCGCAGCCGACAAACAUCACCCUCAAGCUCGACGACGGCACCGGCCUCAUCGAGGUCAAGAAGUGGGUCGACACGGACAAGAAAGACGACGCCGACGCCAACCUCGAGCUCGAGGGCUACGUCCGCGUCUGGGGCCGCCUCAAGUCCUUCAACGGCAAGCGCCACGUCGGCGCCCACUUCAUCCGCCCCGUCACCGACUUCGACGAGGUCAACUACCACCUCCUCGAGGCCACCUACGUCCACCUCUACUUCGCCAAGGGCCCCCUCAACGGCGCCUCCGGUGGUGCCGCUGCCGGCGGCGACGGCAUGUUCGUCGACGGCGGCGACUCGUACGGCGCCGGCGCCGGAGCCGCUACCGGUCCCGCCGGGAACUCCGCCCAGGCCGGCAAGCUCAGGGGGUGCUCGGCCGCCGCCCAAAAGAUGUUCAACUUCAUCAACAACUCCCCCGGCGGCAACGAGGGCAUCCACCUUAAUCAGAUCUCGAGCGGUGCUGGCCUCAGCGUGCGCGACGUCAUUGGCGCCUCCGACGAGCUGCUCGGCCAAGGCCUGAUUUACACGACGAUCGACGACGAGACGUGGGCCAUCCUCGACUACUAGCCUCAACAAUAGGGAUCACGGGGUGUCUUGGAAGCAAAGGGGGGAGGUGGCGAAUUUGCCAUGUCGUAAAGAAAAAGGAGCGUGCGCAGGAGAGGGAAGAAAAUAGAAAAGGAACCGUGAGGGCUCCUCAAGGGGAUCGGAGGGCUUCAUCGACUCUGGGCCAAAAGAGCUCGGCAGGAAGCUGGUGCGUUUGUCACACAACACGGGCGAAAAAGGGGAGGCGCGCGUGGAACGGCCGCAACUUGUUGAUACGAAUGAUAUGAGUG
Messenger RNA from Colletotrichum navitas, 1118 nucleotides. RefSeq lists its product as uncharacterized. NCBI's taxonomy places the organism in Eukaryota, Fungi, Ascomycota, Sordariomycetes, Glomerellales, Glomerellaceae. The transcript has 3 exons. The coding region runs from base 1 to 852 and encodes 283 amino acids. Gene Ontology annotation, cellular component: chromosome, telomeric region; DNA replication factor A complex; site of double-strand break. The record is from RefSeq and is a predicted model, not a curated record. Gene Ontology annotation, biological process: DNA replication; double-strand break repair via homologous recombination; nucleotide-excision repair. Gene Ontology annotation, molecular function: single-stranded DNA binding.